AUGGAGCAGGAACUGUGCCAGAUCCCCUGGCAGGCGACUCAGCACCUGCUCACAGAGGAAACGGAGAAUUCAGAGUCUGUGUUGGACAUGUCUUCAUCUUCUGGAAGUGGAAGCAUGCAUACCUCCUGGAAUUACGAACCGCCAGGCUUUCAUCACUCUCCUCCAUGUCCAGAACAGGAGAAGACCCCUUUGGGAUCUACAGAGGCUACUAGGCAGAAUGUGGGUGAAAUGGGGCCAGAGUUCAAUAUGUUGCUGCCUGAAUCCAGUGUGAACUACUGCUCCCAAAUGACUCUAAUGCCUUCACACAUGAUUUUCUAUCAGGGCUCUGCCCCAGUCCAGCCAGGAGUGAUGCUCUUCAAGGAGCCUCCGAUGGGGCCUUUGGGAGAGCAGAAUAUUCCCAGAAUGGCCUUGAAUUAUGUUGGGAAUAUCAGAGCCCACCACAGUGGGCCAUCUGUCUCAGCUCCCACCGGUAUCCCUAUGAUGUCCCAUAUCAGGGCCCAAUCAAUGCCUUACUCUGGGCCCCCAAGAGGACCUCCUAACAGAGACUCUUUGAUCCCUAAGAUGCUAUUGGCCCCAGCUAUGCCUUCAGCUGAGAGUCAGUCAGUGCUUUCCUCUUUGCCUCAGAUGUUACCCCCUAGUAACUCCCAAGAUUUUGGGAUGUCCUCAACUAGUUCCCCGUCAUUGCUGGCUUUAGAAUCCCCAAAUUCUUUUGGGAGCCAGCCAGCCUUCAGGGAAGACUACUUCCCACCUGAGCAGCCCAGAGCUGCAACCCAGGAGUCAGAGCAAAACCCCCGGGCCCAGGAAAAGCCUGCCAGGAGAAGAUCUCCAGUCUCAAGGCCUUACCUCUGCCAGCAUGAGAAUUGUGGAAAAGCCUACACCAAACGUUCCCACCUCGUGAGUCACCAGCGCAAGCAUACAGGCGAGAGACCCUAUCAAUGCAAAUGGGAGGGAUGCCUGUGGUCCUUCAUCCGAUCAGAUGAGCUCGUACGACACAUGCGCAUCCACACCAAACACAGACCCCACAAAUGUGAACUGUGCGGCCGGCAGUUCAUGCGAUCGGACCAUCUAAGGCAGCACCAGAGAACACAUGUGUCUCAGUCUCCAGAAGCACAGACCACUGACCCCUGUGGCAUGGACCUAGAAGAAGACACAUCUAAAGACAGUAGGGUCUGGUGCCCAGUGAUGCUGUACAACAUGUCUGUGUCUUGUGAUCAGCAGCCUCCUGUGCACUGCCUGGACACUGGGGAGUUGGAGAAGCACCCAGCUAAGGCUGAGGCAUAG
Suncus etruscus (white-toothed pygmy shrew) is the source of this 1281-nucleotide messenger RNA. RefSeq names its product KLF transcription factor 17 (gene KLF17). The record is from RefSeq and is a predicted model, not a curated record. Gene Ontology annotation, biological process: regulation of transcription by RNA polymerase II. Gene Ontology annotation, molecular function: DNA-binding transcription factor activity, RNA polymerase II-specific; RNA polymerase II cis-regulatory region sequence-specific DNA binding. Bases 1 to 1281 code for a protein of 426 amino acids. NCBI's taxonomy places the organism in Eukaryota, Metazoa, Chordata, Mammalia, Eulipotyphla, Soricidae. The transcript has 6 exons.